AUGUCAGGCCGACCGGGAUUCUAUCGCCAGGAGCUCAAUAAGACGGUCUGGGAGGUGCCCGAGCGGUACCAGAUCCUCACUCCAGUCGGCUCUGGCGCGUACGGCUCCGUGUGCUCGGCGUAUGAUGUGCAGCUUCGUCAAAAGGUAGCCAUUAAGAAGCUCUCUCGGCCAUUCCAGUCUCUCAUUCACAGUCGGCGCACCUACAGAGAACUGCGAUUGCUCAAGCAUAUGAAACACGAGAAUGUUAUUGGUUUGCUAGAUGUUUUCUCUCCUGCAGCGUCAUUAGAAGAAUUUAAUGAGGUCUACCUUGUCACUAAUCUGAUGGGAGCAGACCUCAACAACAUAGUCAAAUUUCAACGCCUUUCCGAUGAGCAUGUGCAGUUCCUCAUUUAUCAGUUACUUCGUGGCCUUAAGUAUAUCCAUUCAGCUGGACUAAUACACAGAGAUCUAAAACCAAGCAAUGUUGCUGUGAAUGAAGACUGUGAACUGAGGAUCCUGGAUUUCGGAUUGGCCAGGCAGACAGAUGAUGAGAUGACUGGGUAUGUGGCUACACGCUGGUACAGAGCACCUGAAAUUAUGCUCAACUGGAUGCAUUAUAAUCAGACAGUGGAUAUCUGGUCUGUGGGAUGCAUUAUGGGUGAGCUUAUCAAAGGGAAGGUCUUGUUUCCAGGAAAUGACUAUAUAGAUCAGCUGAAGAGAAUCAUGGAGGUGGUUGGUACCCCAACUCCUGACCUUCUGAAGAAGAUCUCUUCAGAGCAUGCCCAGAAAUACAUCCAGUCCCUUCCAUAUAUGCCCCAGCAGGAUUUGGGGAAGAUUUUCAGAGGAGCCAAUCCACAGGCGGUAGAUUUGUUGAAGAGAAUGUUGGUAUUAGACUGCGACAGGCGGAUCUCUGCCAAUGAAGCCCUGUCCCACCCUUAUUUCUCUCAGUAUCAUGAUCCGGAAGAUGAGCCUGAGGCACCAGUAUAUGACCAAACCCCAGAGAGCAAGGACCGCACACUGGAGGAAUGGAAGGAGCUGGUGUUUGAGGAAGUUAACAGUUUUAAAGCACCUGCCAACCAAACAGACAGCCUCCAGGCCGAGCAGUAA
Messenger RNA from Neoarius graeffei (lesser salmon catfish), 1086 nucleotides. RefSeq names its product mitogen-activated protein kinase 11 (gene mapk11). Gene Ontology annotation, cellular component: nucleus; cytoplasm. Gene Ontology annotation, molecular function: MAP kinase activity; ATP binding. Lineage: Eukaryota; Metazoa; Chordata; Actinopteri; Siluriformes; Ariidae. Bases 1 to 1086 code for a protein of 361 amino acids. Gene Ontology annotation, biological process: intracellular signal transduction; protein phosphorylation. The transcript is spliced from 12 exons. The record is from RefSeq and is a predicted model, not a curated record.